GGCGGUCUGGCGGGAGUGGAUAUAGCCAAUGAGCGGCAGAGAGGGCGGGGUGGGCCGAGCCGUGCAGGAGACCUGGAUGUCGGAACUUUCCGAGCCUAGUUGAACAGAGGAUCCUGAAGUCGGAGCGGCCGGGCAGGGAACGUGGCUUCUUCAGGGAAUUUUGAGUGUGGUCUUGUUCCAUUCACCAUGGCUCCUGAACAAGAAACGAAAGAGAGCUCAGAAACACAGCUAGAACCCAAUGGUGAAAAUAGCGUUUACACGAGAUACAGCACCAUCACUCCUCCAGCAUCUCCUGAUCAAAUGGAGGCAAAUUCGCAAACCUAUUUGGAUGAAAAGAUUCCAAUUCCUGAUGAAAGUUCGACUCAGUUUAGCUUUCGGAAGCUCUGGGCCUUUACAGGACCUGGAUUUCUUAUGAGCAUUGCUUAUCUGGACCCAGGAAACAUUGAAUCUGACCUUCAGUCUGGUGCCGUGGCAGGGUUUAAGUUGUUAUGGAUCCUGCUGACAGCUACCAUCAUAGGCCUGCUGCUGCAGCGGCUAGCUGCACGUUUAGGAGUGGUAACGGGUAUGCACCUUGCCGAAGUCUGUCACAGCCAGUAUCCAAAGAUCCCUCGGAUUUUGCUCUGGCUGAUGGUGGAACUGGCAAUCAUCGGUUCGGACAUGCAGGAAGUGAUUGGAUCAGCCAUCGCUCUGAACCUGCUGUCUGUUGGAAGGAUUCCCCUGUGGGGCGGAGUGUUAAUUACUAUUGUAGACACGUUUGUGUUCCUGUUUUUGGACAAAUAUGGUUUAAGGAAACUGGAAGCCUUCUUUGGAUUUCUCAUUACAGUUAUGGCUGUCACAUUUGGAUAUGAGUAUAUAACUGCAAAGCCUAACCAGGGGCAAUUGCUAAAGGGGAUGUUUAUUCCCUACUGCCAAGGCUGUGGAACCCGCCAGUUGGAACAGGCAGUUGGAAUCGUUGGAGCCGUAAUCAUGCCACACAAUAUCUACCUGCACUCUGCCUUGGUCAAAUCCAGGGAUGUGAAUCGAGCCAAUAAGAAGGAAGUGAGAGAGGCGAAUCGUUACUUCUUCAUCGAAGCGUGUCUGGCUUUGUUUGUGUCUUUCCUCAUUAAUGUCUUUGUGGUCUCGGUGUUUGCAGAAGCUUUUUACAAUCAGACCAACGCACAAGUGCAUGAAGUUUGUUUCAACAACAGCAGUCCACAUUCCAAUCUGUUCCCUCUGAACAACAAGACUUUAGAUGUUGACAUCUAUAAAGGGGGUGUGGUGUUGGGCUGCUAUUUUGGUGCUGCUGCUCUAUACAUCUGGGCCAUUGGCAUACUGGCUGCAGGUCAGAGUUCAACCAUGACUGGAACAUACUCGGGACAGUUUGUCAUGGAGGGCUUUCUGAAUUUAACGUGGUCUCGCUUUGCUCGUGUACUCUUCACUCGAUCUAUUGCUAUAAUCCCAACACUACUGGUGGCUUUGUUCCAGGACGUUGAAAGUCUAACUGGAAUGAAUGAUUUCCUCAAUGUUCUUCAGAGUAUGCAGCUGCCAUUUGCGUUGAUCCCGAUAUUGACGUUUACCAGUAUGACCUCAAUAAUGCAUGACUUCGUCAAUGGUCUGGCAUGGAAGAUUGGUGGUGGAGUAGUCAUUUUUAUCGUCUGUGCCAUUAAUAUGUACUUCGUAAUAGUUUAUGUUUCGAGCCUGGGACACGUGGCACUUUACUUGGUGGCGGCCUUCAUUUCACUUGCAUACUUGAGUUUUGUUGCUUACCUGGUCUGGUAUUGUGCGGUCUCGCUGGGAGUCACCUUCCUGAACUGCGGGCGCACGGCAGCUCCAGAGGACAUCAAUUGGUUUGGCAACUCCUAUGGAACUCUCUCUGCUGAAUAAUAUGGACAACCACAUGUAAUCUCAUGGUGACCACAAGAGGAAGAUUAAGUUGAAGCCCUUUCAAUGCUGCAGUCAUUAUGUAGAGCAUAGCUAGACUAAAGUCUCUACUUCAAACAUGCAGGAACGUGGGGUAGAAAAUUUGCUUUUAAGUAUUAAGAGCAAUCUAAAUUGUUCGUCAAGUUUUAUUGCUGAUGGCAGACCACUGUAACCAGCAACCCAUCAGGCACUAAUCUAACAGCAUUGUCCCUCACAGCCUGACAAACAGUCCAGUAUUUACUGGAGGGACUGGGAACAGUUCACCGUGAAAUAGUAAUUUUAACUUUCAAAGACUCUCAUACAUUGUUAAAUGUGCAUAAUAUAAUUCUGAAUUCUUAUAUGUGGGUUUUGCUGUGUUUAGACAGCUGGACAGAUGAAUUUCUGAGAUAAAUGCUGUUGAUGUUAUUUUGUGGCCAGGUACAAUGCUUGUGCAAGGAACAUGAGACACUAACUAUAGUUAGUGAUGCUGUGGUGGUCAUAGAGCUCCAGUGUGACUCUAAUUAGUGUUUAGUUCUGUUGUAAAUAAUACAUCAAGUCUGCUGCAAAUAACACUUCCACCCCCGACUGUUUAUCUAUCUUCCCCUCACUCUAUGAAGUGCCUUUAUUUCAUUCCCACGUCUCAAGGUUACCAACGAGGCAGUCGGAAUGGAGAAAGUACUCCAACGUUAAGCGGACAUCAGCUGUUUCAUUUUGGGACAGUCAGCAUUAGGACCAUAUAGGAAUAGAGCACAAAGAUUGUUUGGCCCCUUGAGCCUGUUCUGCCAUUUAAAUCCUUAGUGGCUAAUCUUCCACAUAGCUGUAUAAACUUGCCUUUCCUCACAUCACUUAAUAUUUGCAGUUAUAAAUCUUAUUAAUCUCAAAUUCCAAAGCAGAAAGUUCCUGCCGUUGUCUGAAAGGUGUUUGUACAUUUCCCUGUGACAGAGUGGGUUUCCUCCUGGUGCUCCAGCUUCCUCCCUCAUUCCAAAGAUAUACAGGUCAGUAGGUUAAGUGGUCACAUGGGUACAAUUGGGUGGCGCAGGCUCACUGAGCUGGAAGGGCUUGUUGCCAUGCUGUAUCUCUAAAUUAAAAAUUAAACUAUUUACCUGAUGUCAAUUGCCAUUUCUGGAAGAAAUUAACAAACUUUUCAUACCUUUUACCUUAGAAAUGUUUCUCAAUAAUUUUAAAAGGUGUGGUCAGGUGUAGUCUCUGCAUCUCAAAGCAGUUUCCCACUCAAAAUUCUGUUAAUUCCAAUCAAAUUAGACUUCUGAAUUCCAAGGGUUAAUAGCCUGUCUAGGUAUUGUUCUCUACACCGUUAACUUUCCCAAGACCAGUAUCUCGUUCCUGAGCUAUGGUGCCCAGAACUAUUCUCAGCACAUCCAGGCAUGCUCCUGCCAGGGCUUUGUGUGGAUGUACAGUAACUUUUAUCUCUUUCUGCUCUCCAGCUAUGAAGACCAGCAUUUCAUAAGUCACCUUAAUCAUUGUUUGUGCUUGUUAAUUACAUUUUAAUGACCUGUGUAGAUGGCUCCCUAAGUCUCUGCUUUUUCCAUCAUACUCAUUCCUAUCCCUUUCAAGUCUUGAGUGGAAUGGAUCAUAUUUUCUUUAGAAUAGAAUAUUAGAUUUUCUAAUUUUGAAAUCUAGUCAGUUUAUUAAUAUCUUAUACUUAAUGCUUCUAGCUAUACUGCUUACGAAACAGCUGUAUUAGUGUGUCCAUCAGCAGACUUGGAUGUCUGUAUUUUACCCCAUCAUAUCAUUAAUAAAUCUGAUAAACAGUUGAGGCCCUCUGUGGGAUGUCGCUCAUCAUAUCCUGCCUCAUUACCGGUCCAUUAUCCCUCAUCAGUUCCAACGAUAGAUCUUUAACCUCAAAAAUUACUCUGCUUGACUUAAUGAGUUCUUUCACCACUGUCUGUUUUAUUUCAGAUUUAUUUUCUUUUUCAAUAUUUACUCUCUCUCUCUCCUGUCUCUUGGCUAAUUUCCCAACCAGUUCAGUGCUUAGCUUUCAAAUCUGAGCUUCAGCUCCAUUUAACAAUACUUUGUGAGGGACUUUAUCAACUGCUUCUAGAAAACACUGCAAAAUAACAUUCAUCUGCACUUGUCCACUACUUCAGCCAUCUCUUUAAAAAACAAAGGUUUUGACCUUUUACAAAUUCUUGCAGACAUUUUAAUUAGUGCAUCCAGCAAUCUCCUCACGAUGCUCCAAGAAUGCUUUUCUCUGUGUCACUUUCCAUGAGUUCCAUGAGGAGUCCUCGGCAGGGCAAACAGACUUCACAUCUACUUGGGUGUUCAGGAUUUCAGUUUCAGUGGCUAAGCAUUUUAAAUCACCAGCCACAAUCAGGGCAAUUCUGUGGUCAUUUCUCAUAUAAAAUCCAGGUACCAUUUUUAAAGUACACAUUUUAGUUAUUAUCAUCAAGCCUGUGAGUGAAUUGGUGAUCCUCACCUGAAGCUUCCUGUAUGUGGAAUUUGUAAAUACAUGCUCAUGGUCAAAUCCUUCAUGAUACAGCAUUCCUGUGAAUAAGACCAUAAGAUAUAGGUGCAGAAUUAGGCCAUUUGGCCCAUCGAGUCUGCUCCGCCAUUUCAUCAUGGCUGAUCAAACUUUCCUCUCAGCUCCAAUCUCCUGCCUACCUGCCUCCCCCCCCAGACCCCCCAUAUCCUUUCAUGCCCUGACCAAUCAAGAACCUAUCAAUCUCUGCCUUAAAUAAAGUAUACAUAAAGACUUGGCUUCCACAGCUGCCUGUGGCAAAGAAUUCCACAGAUUCACCACUCUCUGGCUAAAGAAAUUCCUCCUCAAUUCCAUUCUAAAAGGAUAUCCUUCUAUUCUGAGGCUGUGUCCUCUGGUCUUAGACACUCCCACCAGAUGAAACAUCCUCUCUACAUCCACUCUAUCAAGGCCUUUCACCAUUCGAUACAUUUCAAUGAGGUCACCUCUCAUUCAUCUUAAUUCCAGUGAAUACAGGCCCGGAGCCAUCAAAUGCUUUUGAUAAUGACAAGCCAUUCAAUCCUGGAAUCAUUUUCAUCAACCUCCUUUGAACUCUCUCCAAUUUCAGCACAUCCUUUCUAAGAUAAGGGGCCUAGACCUUCUCACAAUACUCUGUGAAGCCUACAUCCUUGCUUUUAAGUUCUAGUCCUCUUGAAAUGAAUGCCAAUAUUGCAUUUGCCUUCCUCAUCACAGACUCAACCUGCAAAUUAACUUGUAGGGAAUCUUGCACAAAGGCUCCCAAGUCCCUUUGCACCUCAGUUUUUUUGUAUUUUCUCUCCAUUUAGGAAAUAGUCAACCCUUUCAUUUCUUCUUCCAAAGUGCAUGACCAUACAUUUGCCAACACUGUAUUCCAUCUGACAUUUCUUUGCUCAUUCGCCUAAUCGGUCUAAGUCCUUCUGUACCUUCUCGACUUCCUCAAAACUACCUGCCCCUCCACCUAUCUUCAUGUUGUCUGCAAAAAAGACUUUGCAACAAAGCCAUCAAUUCCAUCAUCCAAAUCAUUGACAUAUCUCGUAAAAAAAAUUGGUCCCAACACACACCCCUAUGGAACACCACUAGUCACUGGCAACCAAUCAGAAAAGACUCCCUUCAUUCCCACUCUUUGCCUCCUGCCAAUCAACCACUGCUUUAUUCAUGCUAGAAUUUUCCUGUAAUACCGUGGGCUCUUAGCUUGUUAAGCAUCUUCAUGCGUGGCACCUUGUCAACGGCCUUCUGAAACCCUAAGUGCACAACACCAACUGAUUCUCCUUUGUCUAUCCUGCUUUGACUGUAAGUUGGUGGCAAGGAAGUCAGUCUUUGGGAAGUAGAAGUGCUGCCAGUUCGAUUAGACUUGCCAUCUCCUGACCACGUAUUUAAGUGUGUUCAAAGGGUGAUCACUUGGUACAGAGAUUUGGUAACCAUCAGUGUUUACAUUAACUGAAACCACAGGAAGUUAAGGUAAUUUCUCCACUGUCAAAUAAAACAAAAUAAAAACACAGAUGCUGCAAAUCUGAAAUAAAAACAAAAAUACUCAGCACGUGUGAAGAGCGAAAUAGAGUUAAUGUUUCAAGAUUUCUCUACCAUGACUUCCAACACUCUACACCAGCACUGAAACUGGCACAUGGAAUGGAUUCUACUCCUUCAUCUGCACCUGCAGAUACAAACGGAAAUCUUCGAAGCAGGUCACAGUGAAGUGUGUAGAAAAUGUUCCACACUGAGCUUUACAAAAAUGCUGUAUUAUUAAAGUGCAAGUGCUGCUGGCAACUGACUGGUUGUAUUUUG
Messenger RNA from Hypanus sabinus (Atlantic stingray), 6112 nucleotides. Its product is annotated as natural resistance-associated macrophage protein 2-like. The transcript is spliced from 18 exons. Gene Ontology annotation, cellular component: plasma membrane. The coding region runs from base 187 to 1863 and encodes 558 amino acids. Gene Ontology annotation, molecular function: manganese ion transmembrane transporter activity; iron ion transmembrane transporter activity; cadmium ion transmembrane transporter activity. Gene Ontology annotation, biological process: metal ion transport. Lineage: Eukaryota; Metazoa; Chordata; Chondrichthyes; Myliobatiformes; Dasyatidae. The record is from RefSeq and is a predicted model, not a curated record.